AUGAUUUUCUCUUUUCGUCAACUGCAAAAGAAAUGCGUCGAACAGCGACGCCCCCUCUACACUGUCUUUGUGGACCUGACUAAAGCAUUCGACUACGUGAGCUGCACAGGCUUAUUUGCAGUCUUGGAGCGCUUGGGAUGUCCACCAACUUUACUGGCUAUCAUCGGAGCUCUCCAUGAUGGAAUGCAGGCCGCUGUUCAGUAUGACAGGUCGGUGUCUCACGGCUUCAGUGUAAAUUGUGGAGUGAAGCAGGGUUGUGUUUUGUCUCCUACGCUGUUUGGGAUCUACUUCUCUGUCUUGCUCCGCAGCGCUUUUCCUACAUCAAGCGGGAUCAUGCUCCACACUCGAUCCACAGGAGGUCUGUUCAAUCUCUCCCGCCUGCGUGCAGGAACGAAGGUCUCCAAAGUCAUGGUACGUGAGCUCCUCUAUGCUGAUGAUGCCGCUUUUGUUGCGCAUUCUCAGGAAGACCUGCAGCAACUUGGUGAUGCUUUUGCCCGCUCAUGCCAGGACUUUGGCAUGAAGAUCAGCAUUCGCAAGACUGUUGUGCUUGGCACUAACAUCCAGGAAUCACCAGUCAUCACACUCCAAGAAACUUCACUACAGACGGUCACCAAGUUCACAUAUCUUGGUUCCACUGUGACUUCGAACAACUCUCUGGAGGAAGAACUCGGCAAAGCUGCAACAAUAUUUGGACGCCUGCGUAAACGUGUGUCUGACAACAACCGUCUCCCUCUACCUUUGAAGAUCAUGGUAUACGAAACAUGUAUACUAAGCAUCCUCCUGUAUGGCUCAGAGGGAUGGACAGCAUACAGACGUCAGGAACGCCGCUUGAAUGCAUUCCAUCUGCGUUGUCUGCGAUCAAUCCUUGGACUCACUUGGCGGGACCGUGUCCCUAACACUGAGAUCCUGUGGAGGACGGAGUGCCUUGACAUGCGCACAUUGCUUCAGAAACGUAGGCUGCGCUGGAUAGGCCAUGUCAUACGGAUGGACGAUGCCUGCCUACCAAAAUACAUACUCUUUGGCGAGCUUCCUAAUGCCCCUCGUCCAGUAGGCUGCCCAAAGCUGCGGUAUAAGGAUGUAGUCAAGCGUGAUCUACAGUCCUUUUCCAUCAACUUGACUGACUGGGAGAGCGUUGCAGCCAACAGGUUGGGCUUGCGUAGUGUAUUACACCAGGGGAGCAGCCUUGCCCAUCAAACCUACAUGGAAGAGUGCAACGCCAGACGCACUACCAGGCACCGUUGUGCUGAUCGUCGUUGA
Patiria miniata (bat star) is the source of this 1257-nucleotide messenger RNA. RefSeq lists its product as uncharacterized. Lineage: Eukaryota; Metazoa; Echinodermata; Asteroidea; Valvatida; Asterinidae. Bases 1 to 1257 code for a protein of 418 amino acids. The transcript has a single exon. The record is from RefSeq and is a predicted model, not a curated record.